Messenger RNA from Drosophila hydei, 901 nucleotides. RefSeq lists its product as uncharacterized. The coding region runs from base 61 to 765 and encodes 234 amino acids. The transcript has 4 exons. NCBI's taxonomy places the organism in Eukaryota, Metazoa, Arthropoda, Insecta, Diptera, Drosophilidae. The record is from RefSeq and is a predicted model, not a curated record.
AAAACAUUUGUUAAACUCAAAUAAAAAGCCAAAAGCGAAAAAAGUCGUGUGAAAAUAAAUAUGAAGCUGCUGUGCGGUGUUCUACUGAUCGUGCUGGCUGUCAGCGACGUUUGGACUUUGCCAGCACGCAACAGUCCGCAGGAUGAUGUGGAGGUGAUUCGCCUACCGCAAGCCCAGCCCGAAUCGAAAGAUCCAACUUUCCGGGACUUUAAGGGCGUAAUCGAUACGGGCGCUGGCAAUCCGUUCCUGCAAUCGGAUCCAUCUGCUUUCCACUUUAACUUCGGCAUUGUCAAUUCCUUUGAUGACAUUUUCCGCCGUCUGCGCGCUCGUCUCUGGCCCAUUGCCGUAGAUGAGGAUGAUUCGGCGGCUGGCUCUGGCGCAGGCGACUCGGCUGAGUCACUUACACCCCUUGGCUUUGGUCUGCGACCGCUAACACCGCUGAAUACCAAGAAUGGCAAUACCACAUCGACGGUUAAGGUGGUCGAUGGUCACAAGGUGGAGAUCAACGAGACCGUCUACGGCGACACGAACAGUCUUUUCAAGGUGCGUUUGGUGAAUGUCCGUCCGUUGGAGAGCGGCGAGGAGGUAGUCGAGGGCGUCAUCAACAAUAAUGGCGAUUUGAAGCCGGUAAGUUCGCCCAGUACAUCGGCGCCAGCGACACGCAGCGAAUUGGAGGACUUGGACGACGACAACGAUCGCCGCGAGCCGCUCGAGAAGCAGCCCAAGGACAAUGAGGUGCGCGACAUCGAUGAGCCUCAGGUAUAAAAGCUUUUAACAGCAUUUCCAAGCAACUAAAAAAAACAAAUCUAACCAGGAAAUGUUUGCAAAAUGCCUUGCCAAUAAAUAUAUAAUAAAAAAUUAAAUAAAAAAAAUGCGUAGCGCUCUACUAACCGACUAUAUA